ACAGCAUAGUAAAUAAUUGCUUGUAAAUAUUAACCGCAAAAGCAAUCAGCUGACUAAGAAAGUAGUCGCUAUAAGCAUUGAAAGAAUUGAAAAAGUUUGAAUACACUGCUGUGCUUCAAUUUGAUCAUGAUCACGAUAGUCAUCCGUGCAGCAUACUCCAAGUUUAAAUCCAUCAGAUAAAAUGAUUCGCUUUUCGCUUUAUAAACUGGUUAUGCUGUUGUUUUUCAUCAUUGCCUUCUACUACAUAGCCCGGUGGCAAAUUGUUUUACAUAAUGGUAACGAGUCACACCUCCAAAGAUUUCUGCACACAUGCAACGUUUCGGAGGCUUAUCGGAACGAGUUGGAGCAAUUAUUCCAUAGAGUUCACGACAUUCUUGAUCGCCACGGCGUAACGCACAUCUUGUGCUAUGGAACACUCUGGGGUCAAAUUCGUAUGGCAAAAAUGUUACCGUGGCGCAAGAAAGCAGAGUUCUGUGUGUUCAACGAGGAGUUGAUGGCCCGCGAAGAGGCAAGCUUCCUGCGGUCUUUCUAUAGCAAUAAUUUGAAAAUCUACUACAUACAUUCGGAGGGUCUGUAUCGAAUAUUUGCGGAAAACCCGGAUGUGGGUCCGUACGUUGAGCUGAUUGUCUUCCAACGGGAUGAUGCGCAAUCAAUGUACAAACGGGUGGGUUGGAAGCGUCGAAUGCUGCCCCCGCACUGCGACUGGACUCCUUCGUUGGAUUGCUUUCCGAUACAUUUGCUGGAAGCAUCGCUGCCUCGUCGCAAGCUGGGGCGUUAUUUCUACAGUGUGCCAAUGGGGGGAAUUGAGCUGCAGAAAUACCACUACACGCAUAAUUGGUGGAAAGAUGUGCGGGUGUUAAACUGUUAGGUAUAUAUACUAUAUAUCUAAUAAAAUAUAUGCACAAAUAACAAAAUUCAAGUUAUAAGAAUCGUUUGAAAUAAAAAAUGAAACCCAUUCAA
Molecule: messenger RNA, 960 nt
Organism: Aedes aegypti (yellow fever mosquito)
Lineage: Eukaryota; Metazoa; Arthropoda; Insecta; Diptera; Culicidae
Exons: 3
Coding region: 182-868 (228 amino acids)
Source: RefSeq, a predicted model, not a curated record